This is a messenger RNA of Gavialis gangeticus (Gharial), 7608 nucleotides long. RefSeq names its product protein tyrosine phosphatase, receptor type F (gene PTPRF). The record is from RefSeq and is a predicted model, not a curated record. Gene Ontology annotation, molecular function: protein binding; protein tyrosine phosphatase activity. Bases 366 to 6080 code for a protein of 1904 amino acids. Gene Ontology annotation, biological process: protein dephosphorylation. The transcript is spliced from 35 exons. NCBI's taxonomy places the organism in Eukaryota, Metazoa, Chordata, Crocodylia, Gavialidae.
AGUAUCCACUUUCCCUGGCACAUUUGUAAAUGUUCGAAGCGUGACUUUGCUAUGCGAGGCAGCUCUCCCCUGCUGCCGCCACCUCCACUGAAAGGAUCCUCACUGCGGUCCAGGGGAGACUUCAGUCGGCGUCGUUACAUCAUUACUGACAGCGCGAUUUCAUUUGUGCUUGUACGUUCUGACAAAUAGCCCGCUGAAAGCUUGGUGGUAUUUUUAUGGCCUGUGUCACCGUAGUCUCUGAGCGUUUCCUGGGCAUGUAUGGAUUUAUUCUCAGAACAUUCCUGUGAGGAGUAAGUCUGCAUCUGUAACCCUGGAUGUACUGACCCCUUGUCCCUGACUCGAGAGGAAUUGCUCCGCUUUGGAAUAUGGUGCCUAACUUCUGCGUCCCAGUAUUCGUCGUGCCAGCAGUAGUUCUGUGCUGCUUGAUGCCUUCGGCUGGGGCAGACAGCAAGCCAACCUUUAUGAAAGCUCCCGAAGAUCAGAUUGGGAUUUCUGGAGGCGUAGCCUCGUUUGUGUGCCAGGCAACUGGAGAGCCCAAACCUCGCAUCACAUGGAUGAAGAAAGGGAAGAAGGUCAGCUCCCAGCGCUUUGAGGUUAUUGAAUUUGAUGAUGGAUCGGGAUCGGUUCUCCGGAUUCAGCCGCUACGUGUUCACCGAGAUGAAGCCAUCUACGAGUGCACGGCGACCAACAGUGUUGGGGAGAUAAACACAAGUGCCAAAUUAACAGUGUUAGAAGAGGAUCACAUCCCCGCUGGCUUCCCCAUCAUCGACAUGGGCCCACAGCUGAAGGUGGUGGAGAAGGCCCGCACGGCCACGAUGCUCUGCGCCGCCAGCGGCAACCCAGACCCUGAGAUUUCCUGGUUCAAGGAUUUCCUCCCGGUGGAUACCGCCGUGAGCAAUGGGCGCAUCAAACAGCUCCGCUCAGGGGCUCUGCAGAUAGAGAACAGCGAGGAGUCGGACCAAGGCAAAUACGAGUGUGUCGCAACCAACAGCGCAGGAACCCGUUACUCUGCCCCGGCUAACCUUUACGUCCGAGUGCGGCGUGUGGCCCCUCGCUUCUCCAUCCCUCCAACCGACCACGAGGUGAUGCCUGGGGGGAGCGUGAACCUCACAUGCGUGGCGGUGGGAGCCCCGAUGCCCUACGUGAAGUGGAUGGCCGGCCUGGAGGAGCUGACCAAGGAAGACGAGAUGCCCGUCGGCCGCAACGUCCUGGAGCUGAACAACAUCAUGCACUCCGCCAACUACACCUGCGUGGCCAUCUCCUCUCUGGGCAUGAUCGAAGCCACGGCCCAGAUCGCCGUCAAAGCGCUGCCCAAGCCGCCUUCGGACCUGCUCGUCACAGAGACGACGGCCACCAGCGUGACCCUCACCUGGGACUCGGGCAACUCGGAGCCCAUCUUGUUCUACGUCAUCCAGUACAAGCCCCAGUCCUGGGAGGGCCCGUUCCAGGAGGUGGACGGCGUGGCGACCACUCGCUACAGCAUCGGCGGCCUCAGCCCCUUCUCCGAGUACGAGUUCCGCGUCCUGGCCGUCAACAACAUUGGCCGGGGCCCCCCCAGCGAGCUGGUGGAGGCGCGGACGGGCGAGCAGGCUCCCUCCAGCCCGCCCCUGAAGGUGCAGGCCCGGAUGCUGAGUGCCAGCACCAUGCUGGUGCAGUGGGAGCCGCCAGAGGAGCCCAACGGGCUGAUCCGCGGGUACCGCGUGUACUACACCACCGACCCCCACCUGUCCCUGAGCAUGUGGCAGAAGCACAACACUGACGACAGCCACCUCACCACGGUGGGCAGCCUCAUCACCGGGACCACCUACAGCAUCCGCGUCCUGGCCUUCACGUCCGUGGGGGAUGGGCCCCCCUCAGACAGCAUCCAGGUCAAAACCCAGCAGGGGGUUCCAGCGCAGCCGGCUGAUUUCCAGGCAGAGGCCGAGUCGGACACCCGGAUCCUGCUGACCUGGCUCCCCGCCUCGCAGGAGCGCAUCGUCAAGUACGAGCUGCUGUACAGGGAAGGAGAGGAUGGCGUCCAGCGCAAGGUGGAGUUCAACCCCAGCUCCUCGUACGCGGUGGAAGGCCUCAAGCCCGACACGCUGUACCACUUCCGGCUGGGCGCCCGCUCGGAGCUGGGCCUGGGCGUGUACACCCCGACCAUCGAGGCCAGGACUGCCCAAUCCACCCCCUCCGCCCCGCCCCAAGAGGUCGAGUGUGUAAGCACCAGCUCCACCACCAUCCGGGUAAGUUGGGUGCCGCCGCCGGCCCAGAGCCGCAAUGGGGUGAUCACGCAGUACUCCAUUGCGUACCAGGCGGUGGAAGGAGAGGACGGCGCCAAGCACGUGGUGGAAGGCAUUGGACGGGAGCGCUCCAGCUGGGAGAUCACGGACCUGGAGAAAUGGACCGAGUACAAGGUGUGGGUGCGGGCUCACACCGAUGUGGGCCCCGGCCCGGAGAGCCUCCCCGUGCACGUGCGCACUGACGAGGACGUGCCCAGCGCCCCGCCGCGGAAGGUGGAGGUGGAGUCCGUGAAUUCGACGGCCAUCCGGGUCAGCUGGAAACUGCCCCUGUCCAACAAGCAGCACGGGCAGAUCCGGGGCUACCAGGUGACUUACGUGAAGCUGGAAAGCAAUGAGCCGCGAGGGCAGCCGAUCAUCAAGGACGUCAUGUUAUCGGAGGCGCAGUGGAGGGCUGAGGACUCCGUGGACCACGAAACCAUCAUCAGUGGCCUGCUGCCCGAGACCACCUACUCCAUCACGGUUGCAGCCUACACCACCAAGGGGGAUGGCGCACGCAGCAAGCCCAAAGUCAUCACGACCACGGGGGCAGUCCCCGGCAAGCCCUCAAUGAUGAUCAGCACGACGGCCAUGAACACGGCGCUCAUGCAGUGGCACCCGCCCAAGGAGAUGGUGGGGGAGCUGCUGGGCUACCGGCUGCAGUACAAGCGGGUGGACGAGGAGAAGAUGAACACGAUCGACUUCGGGAGGAACGACCAUCACUACACCGUGACCAACCUACACAAGGGAGCCACCUACAUCUUCAAGCUGUCGGCCAAGAACCGGGCAGGCCUGGGGGAGGAGUUCGAGAAGGAGAUCACGACCACGGAGGACGUGCCCAGCGGCUUCCCACAGAACCUGCGCGUGGUGGGGCUCACCACCUCCACCACCGAGGUGGCCUGGGACCCCCCGGUGCUGGCCGAGAGGAACGGGCGCAUCGUCAGCUACACGGUGGUGUACAGAGACAUCAACAGCCAGCAGGACCUGACCAAUGUCACCAGGAACACCAACAUCACCCUCACCAACCUGAAGCCCGACACCACCUAUGACAUCAAAGUGAGGGCCCGCACCAGCAAGGGGCCUGGACCCCUCAGCCCCAGCAUCCAGUCCCGGACCAUGCCCGUUGAUCAAGUGUUUGCCAAGAACUUCCGCGUCAACGCGGCGAUGAAAACCUCCGUGCUGCUGAGCUGGGAGGUGCCGGACUCCUAUAAGUCUUCAGUGCCUUUCAAGAUCCUGUACAACAGCCAGAGCGUGGAGGUGGACGGCCACUCCAUGAAGAAGCUCAUCAGCGACCUCCAGCCGGACACGGAGUACUCCUUCGUGCUGAUGAACCGCGGCAGCAGCGCGGGCGGGCUCCAGCACCUCGUCUCCAUCCGCACAGCGCCCGACGUCCUGCAGAGCAAACCCGUCGCCACCAACAAGUACAUACAGGAUGGGAAGUUCACCCUCACCCUUCCCAAAGUCCAGACCUCAGAGCCUGUCAGGUGGUACUACAUUGUCGUGGUGCCAACAGACCAAGCCACCAGCAGCCUCACCACCCGCUGGCGGAGCCCCGAUGAGAUGGAGCUGGACCAGUUACUCGAGGCCAUCAACCAGGGGAGCCAGGGCAGGCGCCAGCGCCGCCAGGCCGAGCGCUUGAAGCCGUAUAUCGCUGCUCAAAUGGACCUCCUGCCAGAGACCUUCACUUUAGGGGACGAGAAGAACUACAAAGGCUUCUACAACAAGCCCCUCUCGGAAGACCUCAGCUACCGCUGCUUCGUGCUGGCCUCGCUGGAGGACGGGGAUACGAAGAGGUACGCCGCCAGCCCCUACUCAGACGAGAUCGUGAUGGAAGUGUCCUCGGCAAAGCACCAGGAUGAGCCUGAGAUGCUGUGGGUGAUGGGACCGGUCCUGGCCGUCAUCCUCAUCAUCAUCAUCGUCAUCGCCAUCCUGCUCUUCAAAAGCAAACAAGAAAGGAAAAGGGCUCACUCCCCCUCUUCCAAGGAUGAGCACUCGAUCGGCCUCAAGGACUCCCUGCUGGCCCACUCCUCCGACCCGGUGGAGAUGAGACGCCUCAAUUACCAGACCCCAGGCAUGCGCGACCACCCGCCCAUCCCCGUGACCGACCUGGCCGACAACAUCGACCGGCUCAAGGCCAACGAUGGACUGAAGUUCUCGCAGGAGUACGAGUCCAUCGACCCCGGGCAGCAGUUCACCUGGGAGAACUCCAACCUGGAAGUGAACAAGCCCAAGAACCGCUAUGCCAAUGUGAUCGCCUACGACCACUCGCGCGUCAUCCUGACCUCCAUCGACGGGGUGCCCGGCAGCGACUACAUCAACGCCAACUACAUCGACGGGUACCGGAAGCAGAACGCCUACAUUGCCACGCAGGGGCCCCUGCCGGAGACCCUCAGCGACUUCUGGCGGAUGGUGUGGGAGCAGAGGACGGCGACCAUAGUCAUGAUGACCAGGCUGGAGGAGAAGUCCAGGGUGAAGUGUGACCAGUACUGGCCAAGCCGAGGCACCGAAACCUACGGGAUGAUCCAGGUGACGCUGCUGGACACGGUCGAGCUGGCGACCUACAUGGUCCGGACCUUUGCCCUGUACAAGAACGGCUCCAGCGAGAAGCGAGAAUUGCGGCAGUUCCAGUUCAUGGCCUGGCCCGACCACGGGGUGCCGGAGUACCCCACGCCCAUCCUGGCCUUCCUGCGGCGGGUGAAGGCCUGCAACCCGCCUGACGCCGGGCCCAUGGUCGUCCACUGCAGUGCUGGCGUGGGCAGGACAGGGUGCUUCAUCGUCAUCGACGCCAUGCUGGAGCGGAUGAAGCACGAGAAGACAGUCGACAUCUACGGCCACGUGACGUGCAUGCGCUCGCAGCGGAACUACAUGGUGCAGACCGAGGACCAGUACAUCUUCAUCCACGAGGCCUUGCUGGAGGCAGCCACCUGUGGCAACACCGAGGUGCCCGCCCGCAACCUCUUCGCUCACAUCCAGAAGCUGACCCAGGUCCCGCCGGGCGAGAGCGUCACCGCGAUGGAGCUGGAAUUCAAGCUGCUGGCCAACUCUAAAGCACAUACCUCACGUUUCAUCAGUGCCAACCUUCCCUGCAACAAGUUCAAGAACCGCCUCGUGAACAUCAUGCCGUACGAGCUGACGAGAGUCUGCCUGCAGCCCAUCCGGGGCGUCGAGGGCUCCGACUACGUCAACGCCAGCUUCAUCGACGGCUACAGGCAGCAGAAAGCCUACAUCGCCACGCAGGGGCCGCUGGCGGAGACCACAGAGGACUUCUGGCGGAUGCUCUGGGAGCACAACUCCACCAUCGUGGUGAUGCUGACGAAGCUGCGUGAGAUGGGAAGGGAAAAGUGCCAUCAGUACUGGCCGGCAGAGCGCUCAGCCCGGUACCAGUACUUCGUGGUGGACCCCAUGGCAGAGUACAACAUGCCCCAGUACAUCCUCCGCGAGUUCAAGGUCACCGAUGCCAGGGAUGGCCAGUCGCGGACCAUCCGCCAGUUCCAGUUCACGGACUGGCCUGAGCAGGGAGUGCCAAAGACAGGGGAGGGCUUCAUCGACUUCAUCGGCCAAGUGCACAAGACCAAGGAGCAGUUUGGCCAGGACGGGCCCAUCACGGUGCACUGCAGCGCCGGGGUCGGCCGCACCGGGGUCUUCAUCACGCUGAGCAUUGUGCUGGAGCGGAUGCGCUACGAGGGCGUGGUGGACAUGUUCCAGACCGUGAAGACCCUGCGAACGCAGCGGCCCGCCAUGGUGCAGACAGAGGACCAGUACCAACUGUGCUACCGAGCGGCGCUGGAGUACCUGGGCAGCUUCGACCACUAUGCAACGUAACCGGGGCUUUCCUCCAGCCGCAGCGGGAGCGUCACGGCGCGGAGACGGGUCUUUCUGAGCCACAGUCACCAUCCUUCAGCCCUCCUGCACAGACAGCACUGCCGCGGGGCCGCAGCCCCACGACCGACCCAUUCUGACCACUGCAUUUAGGAACAUUGCCCCAGCGCGGAAGGAGGAGCCCUGGCUCCCACAGCGUCUCCAGGCUCCGGAUGAAUUCCCGUCCGCGCGCGUCUCAUCCCCUCUCACGUGGUUGCAUUUCACAGCGAGGCUUUGGGUGGAUGGAACGGGAUCGUUUUUUAUAUGUACGAUAGUUACUAGUGUUUUUAUAAUCCUUUCUCGCCGCCUUCCUUUUUUCUCUUGUCCUUUUUCUUUGUUAUUUUGCAAGUCUUAAUGUUUUGCCCCGGCCGAAUGGGAGCCGUGAGGCUGUCGGGCUUUUGAUUUACUCCUGCUUUACCGUCUGUACCUCCCCGGGGUGGGCCAGCCCCUGGCAGCGAUGGCGCCGCCUCUUCGUGCCCAGCUUCCUCAGCUCACAGCUCUGGACCUUCAUUCCCCAGCAGCUGCCUCUCCAUCCUCUGUGGGACGUGAGGAUCCAGAGAACCGGAGCUGAGCUACCGAUCACUUUUUAGCCUCGUUUCCCGCACCCCCCACCCGUGUUCCCCUUGAAAGUUGGGAAGGGGCUGGGAACCACGGGAGGCGCGGCCGUCGCAAGCCGGGAGCCAUUCGCUCCUAUUAAAGCGCGUGUGAAACCAGCCCGGCAGUGACCGUGUGUGUCGGCAGAUCCCGAUAGGACGUGAGUGGUCGUCGCUGUGUUUGUCAGCCCCGGGCUCCACGCUGGGCAGCCUCCAUCGUCUCGGCUCGCCGGGGAGGGGGUUGGAGGGCGAGCGGUGGCCUCGCAGCCAGAUGGGGGUCCCGAGGCCGAGACACGUCCCUUUCCGCGGGUGUGCGUGCAGGCGCUGCUCUGUUGCCGAGGCAGCUCUCACCGAUGAAGCAAAUCGAGGCAUCUUGCAAAGGGAAGGAGCGCAACGGGGCGGCUCCGGGGACCAGGGAGCUGGCGUGCUUCUGAGGCGGGGUGUAUCUAUCAUUUCUGCUAUCCUGCAAAUGUUUAAAAGUCAUUAGGAUCUUGUACUUUCCGCUACUUCAGGACGUUCUAAUGAACCAAUGUGGCAAGACUACUGGACUUAAUUUAAUGGUACUAUAUAUUAAUCCUCCUUAUUAUAUCACGCUUGCACUACAGGCGGGGAGAGGGCAGCCCUCUCCCGGGUGCAUAGAGCUACGCCGGCAGGUGGUGGAGGGGUAUCUACUUGUAUUAUCCGAUGUAUUCCGAAUGUAACGAAUCCGAGCUCCGCGGGGUCCGCGAUCCAGGGUGGUGGUGUUGGAGGCACAUUCAUUUUUACCUUGUGGAUGCAUAGUGCUGUAGGGGUCACUGUUGUAUACAGUCUGUUUUCUAUUUGUUAAUAAAAAAAAAAAAUCUACAGCAUCAUUGCAUAAUUCUUGAUGUUAAUAAAUUUGAAUAAUCGGGUUUCAUACA